Messenger RNA from Penicillium lagena, 360 nucleotides. RefSeq lists its product as uncharacterized. The record is from RefSeq and is a predicted model, not a curated record. The transcript has a single exon. Bases 1 to 360 code for a protein of 119 amino acids. Lineage: Eukaryota; Fungi; Ascomycota; Eurotiomycetes; Eurotiales; Aspergillaceae.
AUGUCGGGGCCUGCCACAGCUGCCAGCCGAAACCCAUUUGGAGCUAAAUCGCGGACCAUGGCGAAUCACGAUGCGGUCAGCGGCCGAUCCCAAGCUUCCAUGAGGCUGGUUCCGAAAUUCAUACAGCCAUCCAUACUAGUCCGCACUCGCGUCCGUCAGCCGAGGGCCAAGUGGACCGAGCUAAGUGAACUAGACUCUCGCGUCGCGCGUGGCGGCCCAGGCCACGGCGACGGGACGGAGUGGCCUUUUUUCUCCAUGACAAGAUCGGGGAAUGAAGAUCAUCACUGGAGAUGGGAGAUGCAGACUGUCAGAUCGACAAGUGACUCGGUAGGUCCGAAGGCGAGUGCCAACUUGAGCUAG